This is a messenger RNA of Cantharellus anzutake, 540 nucleotides long. RefSeq lists its product as uncharacterized. The transcript has 2 exons. Lineage: Eukaryota; Fungi; Basidiomycota; Agaricomycetes; Cantharellales; Hydnaceae. The record is from RefSeq and is a predicted model, not a curated record. The coding region runs from base 1 to 540 and encodes 179 amino acids.
AUGACUGGUCCUGUCAAAACUGUUCCACUCCCAACCAUGUGUCAAGAUGAUAUAUCCUUGUGUGGCCUUUAUGCACAAAAUGCACUUGACAACUUCUUACAGCCUCGAAUAUCCAGAGUGAAAGACCUACUGAGUUCACAAUUUCACCUCCAUCUGUUUGCUUUUGUGCAGGUUCUGAAUCAUCACUUGGUCAAUACCAGCACAUCAGUCAAUGAUGUGAUUGAACAAACAUUAUCACUAUUAGUACCCAGUGCAAUGCCAUCUCCACCUGUAUCUUCAGCAUCGCUAGCAUCCCCAGCACCCUACUCUCCUCCUGAGCCAACACCAUUCCCAUCACUGAAAGGACCAAGAGCCAUGGCUCCCAAUGAUGCUAUCCCAAAAAUGGCGAAGUUAAAACUAGAUCUCCAUAAAAAUACAACAAAUGGUGAGGGCAUACUUGGGUAUUUCCCUCAAAUCACCCCAGAGGAAAAAGCCCUCAAGACAAAGCAGCAAUUUGAAGUGUUGCAUGAAUCAGGGGCAUUGUGCACUGUCAAAACCUGA